ACAAACAGGAUUUGAACCUGUUCACAAAAAGAACUCUUCCAGAAACUCGGUUAUUUCCUGUCUUUGUAGUGAUUUUAUUGUGCCUUAAAUCAUGAGUAUUUUGAAUCUUGUGAAUGCAUGACAAAUGUAAUUGACUAAUGAAAGGCUAAGAAAUGAUAUAUAAAAUGAUCUGCCUGUGUGUGAGGACAAUGUGCUCUCUCGUCACUUCGGACAUUUAAUGUUGAUUUUACACCACAUGUAUAUUCUUUUACUUAACUCGUUUGUUUAUACUAAAUAUUUAGAAUUGUGUAUAUACGACUAAUAUUUCCAUAAAAUGCAAUGCUUUAUAUUUAUGUACGCAGUUAAGAUUAUUAAAAUCUUGGUCAGUGUGACCAUUUUCCACAUCAGUAAAAAUAAUCCACUUCAGCACACCCUGAAAUAAGUAAUUCUGCAUAAUAUUCACAAUAACUUUCAAUUCUCUAUUUACUUUAGAGUAAAUUUGAAUGUAGAACUUUUUUCUUGUAAUUUACCAUUUUAAUCUUGCUACUUUGCUUUAGUUUGGAUACACUUCCUGCUUUGCCCCAUUACUGUUGGUCACCAUACUAUUAGCCUUUUAAUUGUUCUCCUAAUGUUGCAAAUAAUUCCAAUACAUUUUGCCAAAGAGCUGAAAUAAAGUUGUGUUUGUGGCUAGUUUUGAAAUACAAGCUAAAUAAUGUCUUUAUACCCUGUCCUCUUAUACUGCACUAGACACUUAUAUAUUUUUAUUAAACAAUUUUUUUGUGGGGGGGGAUUUCUGCAUUGACUUCAAAUAAAAUUCGAAUUCAUAAGCUAAACAAUUUGAAAUAAAAAGGUAUUCUUUCUUUGCAGGAAUAUCAUUUUUACAUUAAAACGUUUAUAUUAAAAGCUGUAAUAUUUUGUUGUCUAUUUUCUAAUGAUUGAAUAAAAAAUAUGACACAAUUUGUUGUUUGCAGUCAAGAAAACACUUCAAGUGUUGUGUCACAGUUGCAAAAUGACCUAUUAAAUCUUAAGGCUUUUUUCUUUUACAUGAAUAACUCACUCGUGGUGUUAUAAAUUAUAUAAUUAUACGCAUAAAUGAAUGGCAGGAAUAAUAAAGAGUGCUUGAGUAAGGUGGAAGUGGAGCAGGCUGAUGUGACCGCAGUAGUUACCUUCCUCCAGCAGGGGGCGGCAGUGCAACACUCUGGAUGUUCGCUGCACUUUCUUUAAUAAACACGAAGAAGCUGCUUCCUCCUGCUGUAUGCUCAUGCCUGUAGUUGGGAGGCUGGUUUGAAAGCUGUCAGAGAUGAACAGUGAGAAUUUCAGCCUGAGUGAGAAGAUCGUGUCGACCUCUUACGUUCGACAGGGCAGUCAGGCGCGCCGCAGCCAUGAGCAGCUGAUCAGACUCUUGCUGGAGCAGGGAAAGUGUCCAGAGGAGGGAUGGAGUGAGAGCACCGUGGAGCUCUUCCUCAGCGAGCUGGCUGUGAUGGACAGUAAUAACUUCCUGGGAAACUGCGGGGUCGGAGAGAGGGAGGGCCGCGUGGCCUCCAGCCUCGUGGCCAGGAGACACUACAGGUUGAUCCAUGGCAUCGGUCGGUCAGGUGACAUCGCUGCCGUCCAGCCCAAAGCUGCAGGGUCCAGUCUGCUCAACAAGCUCACCAACUCCGUGGUGUUGGACAUCUUAAAGCUCUCAGGUGUCCGGAGUGUGGCCAGCUGCUUUGUAGUUCCCUUGGCAACAGGAAUGAGCUUGACUCUGUGCUUCCUGACCCUUCGCCACCGAAGACCCAAAGCUCGCUACAUCAUUUGGCCUCGCAUCGACCAGAAGUCCUGUUUCAAAGCCAUGAUCACAGCAGGAUUUGAGCCGGUGGUGGUGGAGAACGUUCUGGAGGGCGAUGAGCUGCGGACAGACCUGGAAGCAGUUGAGCGCAAGAUCGAGGAGCUCGGAGCCGAGAACAUCCUGUGUGUUCAUUCAACUACUUCCUGCUUUGCCCCGCGGGUCCCCGACAGGCUGGAGGAGCUGUCCAUUCUGUGUGCCAAACAGAACAUUCCCCACAUUGUGAACAAUGCAUACGGAGUGCAAUCGUCUAAAUGCAUGCACCUCAUCCAACAGGGGGCUCGUGUCGGAAGAAUUGACGCCUUUGUGCAGAGCUUGGACAAGAACUUCAUGGUUCCAGUAGGUGGCGCCAUCAUCGCAGGCUUCGACGAGUCCUUCGUACAGGAGAUCAGCCAGAUGUACCCAGGUCGGGCGUCCGCCUCUCCUUCCCUGGACGUCCUCAUCACCCUCCUCACCCUGGGAGCCAGCGGCUACAAGAAGCUCCUGUCAGAGAGGAAGGAGAUUUAUUUGCUGCUGGCUCAGGAGCUGAAGACUCUCGCCUCUGCACACGGGGAGAGGUUGCUGAACACCCCACAUAACCCCAUUUCCCUGGCCAUGUCUCUGGAUGGUCUCCAGGCGGAGAGCGACGGGGCGGUGACUCAGCUGGGCUCCAUGCUGUUCACCCGGCAAGUGUCAGGAGCCAGGGUAAUACCGCUGGGCAAGGAGCAGACCAUCAGCGGACACAUGUUCCGAGGCUUCAUGUCUCACUCCGAUGCUUACCCGUGUCCGUACCUUAACGCUGCCUCGGCUGUGGGCAUCACGCGGGAGGACGUGACCCUGUGCAUGAAAAGGCUUGAAAAGUGCCUGAAGACCCUGAAGAAAGAGAAAAAUGUGGCGAGAAGUAGCUCCCCCGUACUUCCACCGUGCCAGGAGGACACCACUGGAGAAUGACUAUAAUAAGAAAACUAAGUGAGUUCUUCUAACUGUGGGAUCUUCUUCUUCACCCCGUCUGAACGUUGUGUGUUUUGAAAAGGCUGAUGGAUUAUCAAUCCAGAUAUUGUAAUGAGGUCAAAGACUGGAGCAACAGCUGGUGUGGAAACUUCCUCCAGGUGUUCAUUAAAACAAAAGUGACUCACUGAUUAAUUCCCUCCUCUGUGAACGCGUCAUAAUUAGUAGAUAUUUUAAGGACGCUAAAUGCAUACACAUGCUUCUCUGGAGCAUGUGGUUGUUCGUGAACACUUGCAUUUUCUGUUUAUGUUGAAAAAACCUCAUUUCUAAUGGCAUUUGGACUCAAAAUAGCUUAAGGAUGAACAAGGGGCUUUACUUUGUGUCAUUUCUCUUAAUUAAAACCAUCUCAAGCCUCCACAGUGCAAUGGAAUGUAAUUACCCGUGGUUCCUCUCUGCUAAUGUUAGCAGACACAGGCAUGCUUUAUGCGCCUUCUGCUCUUGGAAAUGCAUUAGGCCUUUCCAACUAUUGACAUAUGAAACAAAAUCGCUUGAUAAUGCAGUAUGUUGCAGCAUGUCUUCUGCAGUGUGAUGUAAUGUGAUAUAAAAACCGUUGAGCCAUUAUCUCCAUUUGAAGCCGGUGAAUUUAAUCGGCUCUUUUACUUUCAGGCAGCAGAAAACAAUAUAAUGAACAGAUAAUCGAUUUAGUUCAACAAACAUGGAUCACUGCUGUGUGGAGUAAAGGAAAUGUUCACAAACCUGCUAUUAAGAAUUUAAGAUGUGUGUAGGUAAGUACAGUUACAUGUGUUGGGACCUUACAAAAGGCUAUACACACAGUCAUACAAAGAUCUAAAAUGUACCUUAAAUUAUUUUAGUUGGUCUAAGAAUUAAGGCUAUGUUUUGUUUACUAUAAAUAAUCCAUAGGG
Messenger RNA from Gymnodraco acuticeps, 3657 nucleotides. It is a transcript of the gene sepsecs, whose product is annotated as Sep (O-phosphoserine) tRNA:Sec (selenocysteine) tRNA synthase. Bases 1280 to 2737 code for a protein of 485 amino acids. Gene Ontology annotation, molecular function: tRNA binding; O-phosphoseryl-tRNA(Sec) selenium transferase activity. Gene Ontology annotation, biological process: selenocysteine incorporation; conversion of seryl-tRNAsec to selenocys-tRNAsec. The record is from RefSeq and is a predicted model, not a curated record. Lineage: Eukaryota; Metazoa; Chordata; Actinopteri; Perciformes; Bathydraconidae. The transcript is spliced from 12 exons.